Molecule: messenger RNA, 4246 nt
Organism: Lytechinus pictus (painted urchin)
Lineage: Eukaryota; Metazoa; Echinodermata; Echinoidea; Temnopleuroida; Toxopneustidae
Product: sequestosome-1-like
Exons: 8
Coding region: 368-1771 (467 amino acids)
Biological process (GO): endosome organization; mitophagy; aggrephagy
Cellular component (GO): aggresome; amphisome
Molecular function (GO): protein kinase C binding; K63-linked polyubiquitin modification-dependent protein binding; zinc ion binding
Source: RefSeq, a predicted model, not a curated record
AAGAAACGAUGUAAACAAACAUUGAGCUGUCUUUCGCUCGCUCGGACGAACAAAUCGAUCGUUCCGUUUUGGAAACGUAAUGUCUACGUUCAAUUUCGCUGAGUAAGUCCGGAUUCGAGUGUUCCAGAAACGUCUUGCAUUCGGGUAUAUAAAGGCAGCCACUCCCAGUCGACAUCCAUACUGCGAUUCGGUAGAAUCUCCGCAAGAGGCAACUGAGUGUCAACGUCUGCGUCCGACGUCAAAACCAUCGAUAGUUAAUCAGAAACUACUAAGAGUAAGAAUUCUACGCCGGCCCGGUAGAUAGAGAUAUUAGACCACUUGUUAAUUUCACUUUUGAUCAGCCAUAUACAAAAGGAUUCAACGCAACAUGUCUAUGACAGUGAAAGCAUACCUGAAGCGGGGAGAGAACGCAAAUGCAGAGAUCCGUCGCUUUGUGAUUGACGUUGCUGUGAGUUCAAACUAUGAAUACCUUUCCAAGAAGGUAGCUCAAGUAUUUCCGUCUCUGGGUGAACCCGACAAUUUCACUCUCUCCUGGAAAGAUUCUGAAGGAGACAACAUCACUUUCUCCAGCGAUGAUGAGUUGGUAGAAGCCUUGGGUCAGAUAAAUGAUGACAUCUUCCGGAUCUAUGUCAAAGGAAAGAAGAAGUGUUCCCGUGAAGCCCCCGCGUCUACCAGUUCUGAUGACGGUGGUCGGGAAGAGCAGGUAUACCAUCCAGGCGUAAUCUGCGACGGGUGCGAGAGUCGAAUCCGCGGUCCACGAUUCAAGUGCAUCACUUGCCCUGACUAUGACCUGUGUAAGCAGUGCGAAUCCAGAGGCACCCACCCGGAGCACAGUUUCGUCAAGUUCCGCAAGCCUCAAGUCGGCCGCAGUCACCACGGUGGAUUUUUCAACAGACCUGGGAUGUUCCGCCAAUUUGGCCACCCUGGCUGGCGUCAUUGGUGGCAGUGGAACCAACAACAGCAACAGCAGCAGCAGCAGGAGGGUGGUACCCAAUCUGCUACCCAAGAGGAGCAAACCCAGGGGGCUGGUGGCUCUCAAAAUAAUGGAGGCUGUCCCAUGGGCCCAGGUCCCUUCUGCCCCCCUCCUCCCCCACCCCCAGGGUUUCACAUGCCACCCCCACCCCCACCUCCACCCCAUGCUUUCCUGAGGGACAUCGGACAGACUGUUGCCCAGAUGCUUGACCCUCUAGGAAUUGAUGUUGAUAUCGACAUCGACCACCAGGGUAACCGUACACACUGUGCUGGAGAAGCCAACGCCUGCGGUGGAGGACGUGGCCGUGGGAGACAUGGGCGUCGUCAUGGGGGCAAAGGUCAACGUGGAUGCCGAAAGACAUGGCACGGUGGCGAGCAGACAUCUAUGGAUAUGAGCCAGGAGGAUGUGGAACAACCGGGUCAAGAAGCUUCAAACAACCAAGAUAAGGGAGCUAGCACACAGAAUGAAGCCAGUCAGAAACAACCGCAAGAACCUUCUGAACCAAUGGAGACUACUGUGAAAGACAGAGCUGGUAAAAGUCCGAACGCCUCACCAUCUGGGAGUGAUGAUGCAGACUGGACCAUGCUUGAGAACACAGGAGGAAAGACUCCCUCCCAGACUCCACAGGAAGGAUCUACAGUGCAUCAGACUGCUCUGAAUCAGAUGAUGGCGAUGGGCUUUGACAACGAGGGCGGUUGGUUGACCAGCCUCCUGGAAGCGAAGAAUGGCGACAUCGUCCGUGUCCUUGACGCCAUCAAGAUCGGUCACCAGCCUGCGUUCACCGGAAACUCCAAAUAAAGCCGUUCUAGAGAGAUUGCAUCGUGUCGCUAUUGUAACCGUAACUAAGUUUAGCUUUGCUACUCUGUAUGAUUUUUGACCCAUUUCUCCAAAACCAAUUAUAAAACUUUCUACAAGUAUAUCAGGGGAGAGUUUCAUGACAGGGCUUGUUGGAUGUUUUCCAUUAGUCUAUAUCAUCUGACAGUUACCAUAGCAACAGUCAGAAACCUGUGCUUCUAAGCCAAUUGAAAUUCAGCAAAAGUUGUCGGACCUGACACCUUGUCAGAUGACAAAUAGGUAAGGUACAAAAAAAUGAAUGGUUAGGUAUGUCUUUCUAGUUAUAUCAAGCUACAAAAUAUUAACAAGUGGGUGAGCCGAGUCAGAAUUUUUCUUCUAGAUUUCUGCUAGUGUCUGUUUGGACAUUACGCACACUUGCAAUCUGCAAUCGGCUUACACAUGCAUGCAGUUUAAAAAAAUAAAAAAUGCAUGCAUUAUUAAAUGGCAAACUAUUAAUUGAGUAGUCUGAGAAAUGAGAUAUAUAUGUGAAGUUACAUAAUUGGUUUUGGAGAAACAGUCAUUCUUUUGUUAUAUUUUAUGGUGUAUGUAAAUAUAUUUUGAUCUGAUAAAGUUAUCCAUUUGUUGCAAUAUAUCGAAUCAUAUGAAUUCAAGCAGUUUUCUAUGAUUGUAUUUUAUUCAUAAUAGUCAUAAUAUAUUUGUAAGAAAAUUGUAGAGAUAAAAUUAUUAAAUGACACCAUUCAUUGUCAUAUAAGCAGAGCUGCCAAGAUGAAUUUUACAUUUUCAGAAUUCUUAUCGUUCCAAAAUCCACAUUUUGAUCCGAAAAACCUAGAACUAUAAUUAUAGUGCGUGAAAAAAAAUUAUGAAUGGAUAUUGGCUAAGUUCUUUCACUAAUUACAUUUCCUUCCCACACAUAGAUUUGUUUUUUAAGUAACCACUGCCUUUGAAAUAGAGAGAAUGCCAAGAUAUGGAAUAAAUGCAUAACUUUAUUGAUGAUCUUUAAAUUGAAGGCCAUCUUUCUUGACGAUGCCUGAGCUGGUCUGGGCUCUGUCGUAGCAUGCUUGUCAGCAUUUGUAUUGAUGUGGUUAAACCAUUUCCACAUCCUGUAUCUACACCUGGGAGGUGUUUCACAAAGAUUUGAGUAUUAAAGUCAUACUUAAAUGCCGACGCAUACAUGAUAUGCAACGCACGAACUUAUUGAUAGAUAUGCAUUAGUGCGCAUCCUCAUGACACGAUCUGACCAAUGCGGUCUAGCCUUUCAUACUGUACGCAACUCGGUAUUUAUGUGCGACUCUAAUGAGGUGUUGCAAGAAACUUGCAAUCAAUUGCAAGUCUAUUUUCAGUCCCUAAAUCAAUUAUAAGUUAUAAGUUUAGAAAUAAAUCACACAUUUGCAAUUGAUUGCUAAUCUGCUUCUUGAAACAAAGCAGUGUAAUCUGAUAUGCUACAGUUAAAACUUAUCUAUUAGUUGUAAAAUUGCAACCAAAUACUUGCAAUUGAUUGCAAAAUUUUCUUGCAACACCCCCUAAGUCAUACUUAAAUCUUUGUGAAACACCCCAGAUUUAGUUAUCAGUCCUUCAUAAGUUUUAUAUCCUUUGAGGUUUGACUUUUGGCAUGAUCUUUUUUGGACUUUUUGUACUCGAGAUACUAAAUUCAUAGAUUUAAUUCCUUCAUUUAAAUACAUAGUAAAUAGUGCAAUGGGUGAUUUCAAGUUAGGUGCUGACCUUUCGGUGUUGAAGCAAUUUUUACAUUAGCACAGCACCAAACAUGAAGAAGUUGGUUGUGGGAUUACUUACUCUCACCAGGUGUUUAACUGUGAUCAUUUCAUUUUUGUAAAGCUGAGAAAACCUUUCUAAAUUGUGUUUCAAACACCAAAACCAAACUUGAAAUUAUGUAAUGAAAUGAAAUGCAUACAUAAACAUAAAUACAUUUUGGCAUUAAAAGAGAGCUUUCUCAUAGUUGUAUUCCCAAAGCAAACAGUAUAAAGUAACCAAGAAUAGUUCUCUCAAAGUGAUUAACAUAUUUAAAAUGCUGACAUGUAUUCUUCUAGAGCGAUGGCCCAGUAGUAUUAACAUACUUCAGUAAGAUCUUGUAAGAGACAUAUAUAUUUUAUUUCAUAUAAUGAUAUUUUAUAUAUAUAUAUACACACUGCAUUAGCAUGUAUACUGCUGUUUAAUAACUCUAUGACGUUGUACCCGCAUCUGUGAAUUAUGUGAAAUUAACAUUUUUCUUUUAAUGUAUGUAAAGAUACAAGAGACUUAUUUGUAUCAUAAAGGGUUGUAGGGGUGUUCCAUUACACUUACUGCUAGUCUAAAGUGAAUAUAUUUGGCAUUAUAUCAGAUAAUGGAAAAUAAUUGCAAAUAUAUGAAAUUCUUGAAUAUGCAUCCGGAUUUUAGACUGAAUGAUUUUAAGCAUGAAAAUGGUUGAUGCUGUCUUUAAAGUUGAUGUGUCCUGCAAUAAAUGUGACAUUUGUGUAAAAUCAA